Molecule: messenger RNA, 904 nt
Organism: Oppia nitens
Lineage: Eukaryota; Metazoa; Arthropoda; Arachnida; Sarcoptiformes; Oppiidae
Product: COMM domain-containing protein 8-like
Exons: 3
Coding region: 309-851 (180 amino acids)
Source: RefSeq, a predicted model, not a curated record
CAGUAAAGACUGUUUGUGGGCGGAGUUUGUUGUAUAUGUCAACACAUGAAUGACAAGCGAUUGCCAAUCAAUACAAGUAGUGGUCAAUGAUUAUCACCAUUUGAUCCCAACAUUAUGUGUCCACUCAUAAUAAUAUGUCAACAAAUUUAGUCAUUAAUUGUUUAUUUAAUGUUAACUAUCAAUAAAAAGUUGGGUUUGUUUUGUUUGUUUCAUAAACUUUGUAAACUAAUCCAGUGAUUGGUUUGUUUUUUAAUGUUAAGUUAAUGUGACUUUGAUUUAGUUGUUUUUACUUUUUAAUUAAAGACAUUAUGGAAACCAAUUUAAUUGUCAACCAAUUGAGUGAACACUUAAAUAGUGACCAAAUAUUUUCGUUGAUUCACGAAAUAAUUGAUGAUAUUUGUGGUAUUUGUGACUUAAAAACUGACAAAUAUGUUCCGACAGUUUUUACUACUGAAUUACAAUUUGGUGAUUGUAUCGCAUUAUUUAAAAGAUUAUUAUUACAAUUGAUUGAUAUUCGGACCAAACAUGAGUCGUUACAACAAUUACCUGAAGAUAUCCAGAAGUUGACAUUAGAGUGCAUUGAAGUUCGGCGACCGGAACUAAGAAAAGCCAUCAUCAAUGAGACGAUUGCCGAAAACAAUCCGGUGCUCAAAGAUUUUUUCUGGAAAUUAAAUGUCGUCUUAGAUAGCGAUAAGAUGUCUGAUUUGAACGAACCACUUGUCAAUCUGGAUCUGAGUGUCACCGAAAACAAUAGAAAUAGGAUUGUGUCACUUGAAUUAGACAGAGACGAGUUGACUCAUGUUAUCAAAACAUUAGAAGAAGCAGAACAAGAACUCAGACAAUCGUAUUGAUUAACAUUACUGUCAGAAAAAUACUGAAAUUAAAAUUUAAUUUACUGUAAAAA